Molecule: messenger RNA, 2059 nt
Organism: Rhopilema esculentum
Lineage: Eukaryota; Metazoa; Cnidaria; Scyphozoa; Rhizostomeae; Rhizostomatidae
Product: lysoplasmalogenase TMEM86A
Cellular component (GO): membrane
Molecular function (GO): hydrolase activity
Source: RefSeq, a predicted model, not a curated record
GUUUAGAAGGUGUAGCUGAGCUGGAGGGAAAUAAAAAAAAUUGAUCAACGUGCGGCAAGGAGAGGGUACGCGGGAUCUGCCGAUGAAAUUUGUAUACGGUUAGAGUAGCGUGGAUUGUCGACAUAACAGAAAAUGAUGCAGGAAAAUGCAAACAAGCCGAUAACUCUUUCGCCAUUGUUGGUGUUGAAAAGUGUUGGUCCAAAAUUGGUGCCUUUCAUCAAGACAGCAAUUGUGUAUUUUGUUGCCUGGCUACCUGCAAGUCAACCAUCAUCCUUUGCAGCUUUGGUCAAAUGUCUGCCUGUGCUGUGUCUUAUUGCUUUUGUGAUUUUACAAGGAAUGAAUUCUAAACCACAGCAAAAGUAUCGAAGGCUCAUCCUUUUUGGACUGAUCCUAUCAGUCAUUGGUGAUGCACUGCUCAUUUGGCAUGAGACCCAGUUUGUUUCUGCUAUGGCAGCAUUUGGUCUGGCUCAUCUGGCAUACAUCUACGCAUUUGCCCUUGAGUCGGAAAACUGCUUGCUCAAAUCAUUCCCGUUUGCAAUAUUAUCUUUCUUGGGCAUAUAUCUGAUGUAUCCUGGCCUUAAUGGCAUCCUAGUUCCAGGUGUCACAAUCUACAUCGUGCUGAUCAACACCAUGGCAUGGAGAGCAUUUGCACAUGUUGAUAUUCUUGAGAAUAUCUGGUCAUGGACCAAGCUAUGUGCUUGUGUCGGAGCCUCCCUAUUCCUCAUUUCUGACUUUGUCAUUGGGAUGAACAAGUUCUGCUUUGAAAUUCCUGGUGCCCGAGCUGUUAUAAUGGUCACAUAUUAUUCUGCACAGUGUUUUAUAGCACUGUCUGCUGCCAACACAGAUCAUCUUGUGUGUGACCUAAGAGCUAAAGAGAAAUAAAGCACUUUCCUAAAGUGCAGAGUGCGUUGUUUAGCAAGUCAUGGGUUUGUGGCUGGGAAUUGAUAAUAAUCCCAUACCAUCAUAAAAAGUUAUAUUUUGAAGAUUUUCAUUCUUUGGAAAAACUUGUCCUUUCCCAUUUUAUUGUCAUGUUGAUAAAGCAUGCACAUUUGAAACCAACAAAAGCCUGAUAGACAUUCUUACAAUUCUCAACCUUUUUAUGUAAGGUUAUUUUAAACAAUGUCUAGAUAAGAAGGAAUUUUAUGGCUAUGGUAUGCAAAAAAUCUUUGGUUCUUCACCACCAUUAUCACUUUCUACAUUGUAACAUGUAUUCAUAAGUACAUUUACGUGUCUUUAUUGAUGUUUGUCCCAAUGUGUUAUGUUCUUAUUAGUUACGUUCCAAUGUUCUUUAUUUACUACAUUUUUAUCGACUUUUUGCCUAGAGGAUUUCAUUAGAGUCCAUCAAGCAGCCUGCUACUGUGACCUUUCUUUUAUUCACGUAUAGUCAUAACCUGGUUUGCAAUAAAUGAAGCACUUCAUUUUGCUUAGAUAUGCUGUUCCUCCAAUUGUUCCUCAAAUUAUAUCAAAUAUAACUUGUUAAUUGUUGUCAUACUGUUGUGGAGAUUGUAACUUUUAAUCAAGUGUCCAUUGUACAUAAAUAUCAAAUAUUUAUUAUUUUACUUAUUUUCGCAAUCAUCAAUGAUAGAAAUCCAGUAUCAUGACUUAAACAUGCGUCCGUAAAUCUGACAAACUGCAAAGUACGAAGAAAGCAGAGGACUGCUGCAAUAAUUAUGUAACUUCAUUGCUGAAAUGCAAAUCUCAUGGAAAUAUAUUUUGUGAUGCCUUGUUUCCUUUGAUUAUAUGUUGAUUAAACAUAGAAACCUUUUACCAUUCAAGAAAGUCAAUGAAAAAAGAUCAUUCUUUUACUUUCUUCUGCAAGGCACAAUCCUUAAUCUAUAUUGAAUAAAAAUGCUUUACACAUUUCCCUGGCCAACAAUCUGUUGUAUCUUUAUUUAAAUAUGUAAAAUGACUUUGUAGUACUGUCAACUCCUCCUUGAAGUUUUUACUUUGCUAACACCAUAGAUUACAAUGUUAAGAGACAUUUACAUAUAUUUAUAAUUUUUGGAUUGCAAACUAGCUGUUGCCUGUAAGAUUGUACAUAACGCGAUCCAUAUUCUGA